This is a messenger RNA of Paramecium tetraurelia, 547 nucleotides long. RefSeq lists its product as uncharacterized. The transcript has 3 exons. Lineage: Eukaryota; Ciliophora; Oligohymenophorea; Peniculida; Parameciidae. The record is from RefSeq and is a predicted model, not a curated record.
AUGAACAUAGUGUUAUCAAAGCUUGAUCCAUUAAUCACCAAAUUUGGACUUGAUAAUACAGAUCAAAUGGAAAUACUCAAAGGACCAUGCAGCAAAAUCGGAGUUCGACCUGCUCAUGUGGUUUUUAUUGCUAGUUCUGUUGCUCUCUUUAGCAUUUUGUUUGGAAUUGCAGCACGUUUUCUCUCAACAUUCAUUUCCAUCAUCUAUCCAGCAUAUAGAAGCAUUCAAGCCAUUGAGUCUGCAGGUGAAAAUGAUGACAAGCAAUGGUUAACCUAUUGGAUUCUAUUUUCAAUCAUCACUUUGGCAGAUGCCUCAAUUGGAUUUGCAUUGGAGUUCAUUCCCUUUUACCACAUCUUGAAAUUAGCACUCUUUGUUGCCUUAUUCCACCCAUAAGUCAAAGGAGCUGAGAAAUUGUAUGAUUAGUUUGUUCAUCCCCUUUAUUUGAAGCAUCACGAGAAAAUUGACAAAGGUUUCUAGAAGGUUCAAGAGAAAGUAAAGUAACAAGUCAAUGAUAAGUUCUAAAAUUGAUAUUGUAUGACCACGUAUA